Molecule: messenger RNA, 924 nt
Organism: Saccharomyces eubayanus
Lineage: Eukaryota; Fungi; Ascomycota; Saccharomycetes; Saccharomycetales; Saccharomycetaceae
Gene: YMC1
Product: organic acid transporter
Exons: 1
Coding region: 1-924 (307 amino acids)
Biological process (GO): mitochondrial L-ornithine transmembrane transport
Molecular function (GO): L-ornithine transmembrane transporter activity
Source: RefSeq, a predicted model, not a curated record
AUGUCUGAAGAAUUCCCAACUCCUCAAUUAAUCGAUGAUUUGGAGCAACAUCCACAGCAUGAUAAUGCUCGUGUCGUGAAAGAUUUGCUUGCAGGUACAGCAGGUGGUAUUGCACAAGUGCUAGUGGGCCAGCCCUUUGACACCACCAAAGUUAGAUUGCAAACAUCUAGCACUCCGACGACAGCUAUGGAAGUUGUCAAAAAAUUGCUUGCCAAUGAGGGCCCUCGUGGGUUUUACAAAGGGACUUUAACGCCGUUAAUCGGUGUUGGUGCAUGUGUUUCAUUACAGUUUGGUGUCAAUGAAGCUAUGAAAAGAUUUUUUCAUCAGCGUAAUGAUAAUAAGUCAUCAAUUCUAUCAUUACCACAAUACUAUACAUGUGGUGUCACAGGUGGCCUAGUGAACUCAUUUUUGGCUUCUCCCAUUGAGCAUGUCAGAAUUCGUUUACAAACCCAAACUGGUUCAGGCAGCAACGUAGAAUUUAAGGGUCCAUUGGAGUGUAUUAAAAAGUUAAAAAAUAAUAAAGGGUUGAUGCGUGGUUUGUCACCUACAAUGUUAAGGGAAGCUCACGGAUGUGGUACAUAUUUUUUGGUGUAUGAAGCAUUGAUUGCUAAUCAAAUAAGCAAUAAUCAUGGCCUGGAAAGAAGGGACAUUCCUACAUGGAAACUAUGCAUUUUUGGUGCAUUAUCCGGUACCGCCUUAUGGUUGAUGGUAUAUCCAUUGGAUGUCAUUAAAUCUGUCAUGCAAACAGACAAUUUACAAAAGCCCAAAUUCGGUAAUUCUAUUUCUAGUGUAGCAAAGACCUUAUAUGCUAAAGAAGGUAUUAGUGCGUUUUUCAAAGGGUUCGGUCCUACCAUGUUAAGAGCUGCCCCAGCGAAUGGUGCCACUUUUGCCACUUUUGAAUUAGCAAUGAGGCUGUUGGGCUAG